AAAAACUACAGAGUUUGCGCACUACGUUCAGGUCUGAUCAAACAGAACAGUCACUAGAGGCCGGAACUUUCGUCGAACUAGUGAUCCAAUUGGUCUGUGAUUAUGAGAACUCUGGAAACUUUGUCGAUUAGUCACAUUUUCAACCUACUUAUUUUGAUCCUGUGCAUUCUCCAUACAAUGCCGGUUGUCAGUAAAGAAAUUUAUGUCUCUCGCUAUCAUGGUAACAAUCAGCCUUCUUGUGGUGAAACAAUGAAGACAGCAUGUAAAUUUAUUGCUCUUGGUAUUGCACAUGCACAGUGGAACGAUACUAUCUAUAUUGAUGGCACUGAGACAUCACGUGAUCCAUACCCAUGCUUACCGACGACGUCGCAGCUAGAUGGAAUUUACGUCAACAAAAGUUUAUCCUUGAGACGAUUCGGCAAAGAUAAGGUAUUCAUUAGAUGCUCAUCUUUGAGGCGAAUUACCUUAGAUGGCAGAAACACAUCGGACAAGGUGAUUAUUUACCUGGAUGGAAUUGCUUUUAUUGAUAGCUCUAUCGCGGCUAGGAUGAGCUCGCUUUAUGUUAAAAAUUGUAAUUUCAUCGGUGCUAAAUCGUUAUCAAACGCAUCGGCCGUUGUUGAUUUUAAGACAUUCAAUGGGAACCAUUCUUUGCUUAUCGCCAAAUCUGUUUUCAGCAACAAUUCUCUUCCUUGUGUCCGUGUCAUUGGGAAUUACCUCAGACUAGAAGUUCUUGAUACGGUGUUUAGCGAGAAUAACGCAUCGUGGGAAGGUAAAGUGAAAAUGGUGGACGUGGCCGUGUUCAUGGUUUCGGUAUCAUGUAUCAUAAGGUGUGCUACGUUUAUGACAUUUUACAAUGUCUCCUUCAUAAGAAACUUUGCGCCGAACGGAGGAUGUUUGCAAGUCAAAAAUGUUGAUAACGUGAGCGGUAGAGUGAGGUAUUUCAGAGAAACUAAGUACUUGGGCCAUAUUUCGCAAGCGCAUUCUGGAGAUCAUAACUCUUUUCAUUCAACGUGGGGAUACGUUUCCGUGUCUGUGGCCAAAGGAAGGUUUCUUCAUAAUGUCGGGGGAGCAGUCUUUGUUGGCGGGAAGUUAGGCCUCGUAAAUAUUUCUGCCGUGCAUUGUGACUUUACCAAUAAUAGUUCUCCGCUAAGUGGAGGGGCCAUGCUGGUUGAGAGCAGCCGUAAAUUUUACCUGCAAAUUAAAGAGUGCAAAUUUGUGGAAAAUAGCGCAAAAAAUGAUGGCUCAGCGAUAUACAUCCUAGCAGUUGAUUUUAAAGCAGCUAAAGGUUUUAUUCUGAUUGAAAAUGUUCUUUUUCAAAAAAACAUCCUACGAAAACCUAAUUUUAUCGAGGAUUCUCUCUUGGGUGGUACUCUAACAGUUUCCGUAGAGCCUGCUAACCUUCAAAUCAAUUUAGUGAAUGCUUCGUUUUUGCAUAAUAAGGUUGACAUGGGAAGCUCAACGCUAUACUUGGAUGCUUCAUAUUCAGAUGUAACGAUUGUUGAUUGCAAUUUCCAUGGAAAUUCACAGGAUAAACGUUCCCAUUACAUCUGGACAACCAUUCUUAUUUUCUCCGUUCAUCUAAAGUUCACCCUAAUCAGAUCCAACUUCUCCGAAAAUAUCGGGAGACCUACUACAGCUUAUAAUGAUACAUUGGCAGGAAAGCCGGUAAAUUUCUUCGCGAGCGCAACUUAUAAAGCAAAUAUAACCAUAACUGACUUGUUGUACACAAACAAUAGUGGAGGAGGAAUGCUUUUUAAAUUGGGCUCAGAUGAAGCAAGUAACUCAACAUUUUCCCUGGCGCAGUCGAUCUUUGAAAGCAACCAAUAUUUCUCCAUGGAUAUUAGGGCGUCUACAGGCGCCCAACUUGUAAUAAGAAACGUAGUGUUCUCGGCAAAUGAGUUUGAAAGUUCUGUUCUCCGAAGCUUAGCGUUGGUCUUCUUCUAUAUUGAAAAAGAAGGAAAUAAGGUAAAGAUGGAAGAGGCAACCUUUAAACACAAUUUCAUACAAGGCAGGAUCUUACGCUUUCGAUUAUCGCCCGACGAAAAAGAUCCUCUGGCGUGUAAAAUUCCAAGAUGGAUCUACAAAAACUACAUCCAACUCGUUAAUGUUGGCUUUGACAAAAAUAGCGCCGAUACCUCGGUCCUGCAUUUGGAAAACGGCUACAAUAACCUCAGAAACGUUCGAUUUGUAGACAAUUCAGCUACUUACACUCUAUUUGGUUCAGAGGGCUCAACCAGUCUUGACUUGGUCGACACAUCUUUUGAUCAGACGAAAACAUGGCAAAAUGGAGUGACCAUCCAUGGAGAAGUUGUGACUCCUUCCUUUACAGGAUUCAUAUACUGGGCGAGUUCAGGACCAAUCAAUCUAUUAAACACGACUCUCUCCGUUGAGUCCUCUCAGGACAUCGAUGUUUAUGUUAUGGUCGCGGGGGCAAGCAAAGCAAAGAUGGAUGAUACAUCGGUCAUUCAGUGUCCAGUUGGAACAUUGAAAAAAGAGGUAAAUCUCGAUCAUUCUCGUAUCGUUUCAAACAAAGCUUGUCCUGACGGCUUUUUUAACACCAAGUCAGAGUCCUUUAUUUUCAGUUGCAAACGAUGUUCUCCAGGUUUCUACAGUGUAGAGCCGUUUGCCAAAAAGUGUCGACCGUGCCCAUUUGGUGGAAACUGUACAACUGAUAUUGCCGCGAAACCUACAUUUUGGGGAUUUCCUUUGUUGUCGGAUCACGGCACUGUCGGCUUUAAAGAGUGUCCGAUGGGUUACUGUUGUCCCUAUCGAAACAUCAGCUGUCCCUAUGAUAACCAGAAUUAUUUGUCUUCAGGCUGUUCUGGAAACCGUACUGGGUUUCUCUGUGGACAAUGUAAGUCUGAUUACACAGAAACUCUUUUCUCUUCACGAUGUCAAACCAAUGAUGAGUGUGCAGACUACUGGUUCUGGCUUGUCGUCUUUUUCUACAGCUUGACAUUUGCUUUCCUCCUUGUUUGGAAGUAUCCAGUCAUAUGUCUUAUUCAACGGCUAUUGCCAUGGAAAAGAACAACACAAGCAAGUAGCACUUCACCCUCUUCCUCAAACGGUGGUGGAUACAUCAAGGUAGUCUUCUAUUUUUAUCAGGUGGCCAAUUUAGUAUUCAUGUCGGAAGCCUUUAAGAUCCAUUUAGAGGACAACUACUUGUUGACUCCAAUAAUUGGUUGGUUCGACUUUAAAGCUAUCUCUUCGAGUAACGCACUGAUCUGUCCAAUUCGUGGACUCACAGUCACUUUGAAAAUAUUCUUGGAGGCCUCUCAAGUCCUUGUUGUGCUAUUCUGUGUCCUAAUCAUUUUCCUUUUUCAUGGAGCACUUAGGAAAAUAAAUAAACAAUCUCCGUCUUUUCCCCCCUCUGGUCAGUAUCUGAGUGCCACAACAGAAUGUCUUCUCCUUGGCUAUUCAGCACUAGCGAGGGGAGCACUUAAAGCCUUGAACUGCGUUGAAAUUCAAUCAACGCUCCGCUUUUUUUAUGAUGGAAAUGUCCAGUGCUGGUGUUGGUGGCAGAAACUUUGCGGACUGUUUCUUACUGUUUUCAUUAUUCCAUUUGUCUUAGUCUUGUACCUUGGAUCUCAUUUGCUUAACAAUAAAUCAAUAUCCUCUGGGCAGUUUGUAUGUGGUUGCACCUUUCCUUUGCCUUUCGCUGUAAUGUGGGUCGUUAAAUACAGGAGGAUUUGCAAAGAUUCAGGAGCCAUAGUUAUCAGAAGCGAAGAGACAUCUUCACUUCUUCGGGUUUCAGACUCAUUGAACAGUGCUGAGAAGUCUUCCUCUUUUGACGAAUCUCUCAACCAAUGUCAAGCAAAAUCAUGUAGCAUGGUAGAAGAUGUUCUUUAUGGCCCUUUCAGGAAAUCUUACGACGACCGCGGUGCUGGUGCAGUGUACUGGGAAAGCGUUUUAAUCGCUCGACGUUUGGUUAUGAUCUGCCUCCACACUUUUAUUGUUUUCCCUUUCAUAAGGAUUGUAUGUUUAAGUAUCACGUGUGCUGCUAUUCUUGCCUACCAUAUUUGGAAAAAGCCAUUCCAGGACUCACGUGUUAAUCAUGCGGAAACAGCAUCAUUGGCGGCUCUUCUUCUAUUGGCGAUCAUAAACAUGGCUGAUUUAGCACUUGGUAUCAAUGGAGAGGGUCUUUCAGCGCAGGAACAGAUUUGUAUGACUGUGCUACAUAUCGUGGAAAUCAUCAUCUUGGGAGCAGUUCCCCUGGCACUUGCUCUUAUGAUUGUAGUCUUUGUCCUGUGGCGGUUGUUCAAAUUUAUCCUUAAUUCUUUGGUAGGAUGCCAUAAAUCAAUUGCAGAGUAUAUCAGAAACAGAAAGGCAUAGUUUUUUUUGUUAACAAAGGCGAUCUUUAAUUAUCUGAGGAAUUUUCAUGGUCAUCUUAUUUCCAAAACGAACCCGUUGAAUUGUUUCAAAAAUAUAAGGAAUUGUCGUUUCAUUACAAAUGCAAUCUACUGUAGCAGGUACUUUUCAGCAAAAGUUACAAUUAUAAUUUUACAUAAACUUGGCUUAAUCUAGAGAAAUUGAGUCUGAGACCAUUUGAAUGUGAACUAGCAGUUAUGAAAUUU
This is a messenger RNA of Pocillopora damicornis (cauliflower coral), 4574 nucleotides long. RefSeq lists its product as uncharacterized. The record is from RefSeq and is a predicted model, not a curated record. NCBI's taxonomy places the organism in Eukaryota, Metazoa, Cnidaria, Anthozoa, Scleractinia, Pocilloporidae.